AUCUCAGAGCUGGCGAUUAUCUUCUCUUUUAGGACUUUCUCUGACAGACGUAUUAUGGACCGCUUUGUUGUGGUUUGUCUCCUAGUGUUUUGUCCAGUAAUUAAAGCUGCUCAGUUUGAGAGCGGUCACCACGUUGGAACAGUUACCAGUCACUCUAUCACGGAAGCUUCCGGUAUAUGCGCGAGCAGAACACAUCAUGACGUACUCUAUACACAUAACGACUCGGGUGGCACACACCGGAUUUUUGCCAUAAGCGCUACAUCAGGACAUCGACUGGCUACUAUUUAUAUCAAUGGAGCUCAUAGCCAGGACUGGGAGGACAUUGCUUGUGGUCCGUGUCCCGGGGGGUCGGGGCACUGUAUCUACAUCUCCGACACCGGAGGAAACGCGGGCUAUGACGCCAAUACUAUUUAUAGAAUCCGAGAACCCUCCAGCAUACAUGACCAGAGUGUGAAUCUAGACGGUACUCUGGAAUUCAGCUGGGAUCAACACGAUUGUGAAACAUUAUUGGUGGAUCCACGAGGAGAGGUGUACGUAGUGUCCAAGGUGGGUCCAGGGCACCACGGUAAAUUUGUCCACCUGCCGUCCAGCGCCUGGAAUCAACACCAUCACGUCUGGGUUAACGACGGAGUAUACCUCCCCAUCACCGCCAGCAGCAAUAGUCCAGUUGGAGGGGACAUAUCCCCCCUUGGUACCGAGAUCCUGUUAAAAACCUAUGGUCACGUGUACUACUGGCAUAUACCAGAUGGAAACUAUGAAGCCCACAUUCACAACCAACCCCAGGCCCUGCCCUACCGCCCCGAGAGGCAGGGGGAGGCGGUCUGCUGGAAGGCAGAUAACACGGGUUAUUACACACUCUCUGAGGGCGCAAACCAGUCCCUUAAUUUCUAUAGGCGGAUCUCAGCCAUACCCUCAGGGAGCGUGGUGGGUUAAAACUCUGUAUCCACGAAUCUCAUAUUCUCUAUUCAGUGAAAUUAUUGUAUAUAUCCCUUAGUGCU
Molecule: messenger RNA, 998 nt
Organism: Saccostrea cuccullata (small rock oyster)
Lineage: Eukaryota; Metazoa; Mollusca; Bivalvia; Ostreida; Ostreidae
Exons: 5
Coding region: 55-933 (292 amino acids)
Source: RefSeq, a predicted model, not a curated record